CCACAGCGGACACACACGGCCUGACCCAGCCCGGCUCCACAGCAGCACGACACAGCCCAGCCCGGCCCCACAGCACAGCCCACAGCGGACACACGACACAGCCCGGCCCCACACCGCCUGGCCAGGCUCCACACCACAGAGGACACACACGGCCUGACCCGGAACGGCGAGACGUGUCCAUGGUCCCUGCACCCACCUUCCCCGAGCGGAGACACCCGGCAAUAUGGGUGUGAUAGGCGUUCAAUUGGUGGUUACUAUGGUAAUGGCCAGCAUCAUACAGAAGAUUACACCCCACUACUCGUUUGCUCGUUGGUUGCUUUGCAAUGGGAGCCUGCAAUGGUACCAGCAUCCGUCAGAAGAACAACUGCAAGUCCUUGCUGGAAAACAACAGAAAGCUAAAUCUAAGAAAGAAAGGAAAUAUAAUGGGCACAUAGAAAGCAAGCCGCUGACUGUUCCUAAGGAUAUCAAUCUGCAUUUGGAAACAAAGAGCAUCACAGAAAUGGAUACACAAGUUUUGCAUUACUUCCCCGAGUUCCAGUGGCUGGUGGAUUUCACAGUAUCGGCCACAGCUGUCUACGCCAUCACAGAAGUAUACUACAGUCUGACAAAUCCCCGUAAUGAGAUGAAUAUUAGUAUUGUUUGGUGCCUGCUCGUCCUUACCUUUGUAUUUAAGGUAUUAUUUUCUAUGACCACUCACUACUUCAAAGUGGAAGAAGAUGGGGAGAGGUCAGUCUGCAUCACAUUUGGCUGCUUCUUCUUUGUAAAAGCAAUGGCAAUCCUAAUUGUAACAGAGAACUACUUGGAGUUUGGAUUGGAAACAGGGUUUUCAAACUUUUCUGGCGGUGCUAUGCAGUUUCUUGAGAAACAAGGCCUGCAAUCCCAAGGUCCUAUCUCAAAACUGACCUUUAAAAUGGUCCUGGCUGUUCUUUGUGCUUUCAUUGGCGCUCUUCUGACAUUUCCUGGCCUGCGACUGGCUCAGAUGCACCUGGAUGCCCUGAAUCUUGCAAAAGACAAGUUAACGCAGACUUUACUUCAUAUGAAUUUCCUUUCACCACUAAUCAUGGUACUUCUGUGGGUAAAACCUAUCACAAAGGACUAUAUCGUGAAUCCCCCACUUGGUAAAGAAAAUAUUGGUUUAAUGUCAGAGGCUACAUAUGACUCAUUGCGACUGUGGAUUAUUAUCUUUCUCUGUGUUCUCCGACUGGCCUUAAUUCGCCAACACCUGCAAGCAUACCUAAACUUAGCACAAAAGAGUAUAGAACAAAUGAAGAAAGAGGCAGGGCGGAUCAGUACGAAGGAUCUGCAAAAGAUGGUUGCCCGGGUUUUUUAUUAUCUUUGUGUAAUUGCACUUCAAUAUGUGGCACCUGCGAUUAUGCUUCUUCAUACAACACUGCUUUUAAAAACCAUGGGUCACCAUUCCUGGGGACUCCUCUCAGAAUCUUCGUAUGUGUCUCCUAAGGAGAUCGUUGAAGGCUUUAACUCUGUCCAAUCACCUGCCCUUGCAGACAAUGAAAACCAGAAGCUGACAGUUGCACAAAUAACAAUGGCACUGGAUGGCCUGCAGAAUGUUUUCACUCCAUUGCUCUUCCGAGGCCUCCUCUCCUUUCUAACCUGGUGGAUUGCAGCUUGCCUGUUCUCCACAAGUCUUUUUGGUUUGUUCUACCAUCAGUACCUGACAAUCGCAUGAGUGACUAGCAUGACAAAGCUGGACGUCCAAAUAUUUUCCUAGAUCUGAACAUAAAAUCAAAGCCAUUUUUUGGGGAUUAAAACAAAAGGAUAUUUUAAACCGUUGCAGAAACAGCAUAUUGCUAAAGUACUGAGCACAGUUUAUCUGCUCAUUUUAAAUGCUUCCUCUGGUUCUCAGGGUGGAUAAAUGUCUUAACAGUUUGAAACUUAGGAGCUGGGAUGAUGUCUUGUUACUAAUACCAUGGAUGGGUUAUUUAUCUUUGAUGGAACUUUAGAAUUGAUGGAGGUUAUCAACAAAAGAUUACUUGGCCUAAUUGGUUGGCAAACCAGUGGGCCAAUUUGAUGGUAUAACCAUGAAUAAGAUGAAACAUCGAUAGACUUAAUUCGCCAACUCCACAUCAAUUUUAAUUUUAUGUUCUAUGUAUACCUGAUCGGAUUUUUAUGUCCAAAAGUUAGCAAAGUAAAUAAACUUAUUUUUAGAAUUAGCUUUGCAAAAUGACAUUCUAGUUAAUGUGUGGCGUGAUUUGAAUCUUAAUCUUUUGUUGUCCCUUCAAAUUUUUCUCCAUGUUCACUAACUUGAUAUGCAUAAUUAUUCAAACAUUAAGAUAAUGGGUGAGUCUAUUCCUCUCCCCUGCUGACCCACACAGUUGCAUAUGUGCUUUAUUUUUUAUCAAUUCUGAGCCCAGAAUGAUAUUGAGCGUAACAUUGUUACAAUUGUAACAUUAGUUGGUUGUAAAUGUUGAGCUAAGAAACUCCAGUUUGAACAACAACUGAUAGUGACAGAUUUCGUAGCAAUAACUGAGCCGUCUGUUUAUCCUUUUGUUGGAAAGUCCAGCAUUUUUCACUGUAGGGUAACCUUUACAGUUGGAAUGUGAAUAUAACUACUGUAUAUUACAGUAAAGGUUAAAUAUUUCAGAUUUUUAAGGGAACAAAUUUCUUUGAAGUUGUGGUUGUUGCUGUAAGAGAAUUUGAUUUGUUGCUUGUUGUUGCUAUUAAGUGAAUGAAUUGUAUUUUAAAAUAGUGAUUUUAUUUUUUGUUGUCAUUGUCUGAAAAAACCCUGCAAUACAAUGAAGCUCUGAUAUUGUGUCUUGCAUUAGUGAAGGAAACAUAUUUGAGAAAGCACCUCAGCUAUGUGACUGCAUCACAUGGACGAAUUGGAAUUCAUAAUUGUCAGAUCCAGUGAAUGAAAUUUAACUUGCAAGCUGAUGGAUUUAUUUUUCUUUGUUUGAUACUGUAACAUCUUAACCUUUCCACCACAAAUUAUGUUACUGAAUACCAUUGUAGAUUGAAACAUAGAAACAUAUAGAAACAUAGAAAAUAGGUGCAGGAGUAGGCCAUUCGGCCCUUCGAGCCUGCACCGCCAUUCAAUUUGAUCAAAGCCUCAAAAUUGCAGGUUAAAUGUUUAAAAUCUUUGUGAUAUGCACUUCACUGCCUGUAACAGCACCAUGCAGUUUACACAUUUGAAAACAUUGCAAAAGACAAUGGUGGGAGAUUGUAUAAUAUGAGGCGAAAUGAAUGAAGAAAAUGCUACUUUGAUUAGAGCAGCCUCCACUAGCUAUUUAAUUAUUGAAUCUCUAAUGUUUAAAAUAUUAUCAAAUUCAAAAGCUGAGACAAUACUUUUGAUUUUUCACUACAUGUUUGAUCAUUAAAUACAGUGUAUACAUGCUAACUAUUUCACUACCCCUUCGUUAAGUUGAAUUUCAGCUAUUGAUUCAGCAAUGUUUAAUAUUUCCUCGAGAAAAUGUAAUGUGCCAAGAAUAUUUGUUUGUUCUUUAUUUUGUCCUUGCUGUAGAGUGGCAUCUUUUUUGAGAGCCAAUUAUGUGCUACAAGUUCAGGAAAAACAUGAAACUUUACAUUCUAUGGCAAGCAAUGGAUGGGAAUGCUACACUUGAAAUAGCCCUCAGGCUAUAGAUUUUAAUCCAGUUGGCUAAGGACAUGCAAAUAAUACAUUUGUUUCAAGUUUCCAAUAAUCCUAUUGGAUUUUAUCAUUUAAAUACAAAUUGUGUGUAGCAUCUUCCAAUGGUGCUGUUCCAGACAGAUCACAGUCUGAUCAAACAGUACAAAAUGUAGUUGCAUUAUUGCGGUACAAAGCACAUUUUUAAUACAUUAUUGGUAAACUAUCAUCUCUGGCCAUUUUUAUGAUUUUUCUUUGAAAGGCAAAUUCCAUAUUUAUUUAACUACUUUGAAAGUUAAAAGUGCAAUUACUAUAAUGCAAAUUAAAUAAUGAAAACAUAUCAGACAAGUAAAAUUGAAAUCCACUUGAUAGAAUAGAGUGCUAGAAGUAGCAAGUAAUCUUAAUUGAUCAUUUGUAAUGGGACUGAUCUCAAACUAAUAUCCAUUUGUAAUGGCUACUACACUAUACAGCUGUAUGUUUCCAAGCAAAUAAAUUAUUCUUUGUUUAUGUAAUUACAACUUCCUUUGUGAAUAUUUUAAAUUUAAAGUAUGAUCAUAGUUAUGGAACUGAAGUCAUAACUGAAAUCUGUAUUAUCUGUAUUUGGAAUUGGUCUCUACUUUGUUUAACUUUAUGCACUAUAAAUUGUUCGUUAUAGGCAAAAAUAUGUAGUUAUUUAUCCCUCUUUCACCCAAAAGAUAGAAAUAAAGUAAUAGUAUAUUUUUCAAGUAAUACUGACACGUUAGUGAAAAUUGCUAACUCAUUGAUUGUUCUACCAAAAGCCAUUGACAAUGUAAUUUUUUUUUCCCAGUUCAUCUAGCUUGUUAGGAACUUUUCUAUGGUAGCUGAAGUCAGCAUUUGCAAUGUUUACAAUGCUGUAGGUGAUCUGUAGUGACAUCAGGCAUGGAACUGAGAGUGAACAAGAUAGAUUCGGUGACUGCAACUCAAACUAGCUAAGACACUCCCAUCACCAAAACAAAGUACCUUCAACUGUGACCAGGCAAAGCUGAAAUCCCACCUAUGUGCCGAUUGUAGAUUGGAGGCGAGUCAAAUAAAUUUAUAUGAUAUGUAAUUAAGCAAAGAAUAUAGUGUUCUUGAAAAAUAUUAAAGACUAUGUCUCAUUUUUCGUACGUGAAUAUUCAGUGUCAAAAAUUAUCUUGACCCGAGUGGUAUCAAGUGGUUGAGGUUCAAUAUUCUGUGGUCAAGAUACUAGGAGAGCAUUUGAACAUUAUUUUGAUUCUGAAUCAUAGUCCUAAUGUUGGUACGCCAAUCAGAAAAUAGAAUUGGAUAUUAUCUGACAUAUGGUUAGCUAUCCAUUGCCAGCGGUAAAUGUCUGAGGCCUUUCUGGAGAAAUGUAUUUGCAUUUGGUGUUUAAUUUGUGCUGAAAUGCACUAAAGUGGCUUGAUGCCUUUUAAUAAAAUAAUUGUUACUGAUUUGAAUGCA
Messenger RNA from Amblyraja radiata (thorny skate), 5020 nucleotides. It is a transcript of the gene tmem161b, whose product is annotated as transmembrane protein 161B. Lineage: Eukaryota; Metazoa; Chordata; Chondrichthyes; Rajiformes; Rajidae. The transcript has 12 exons. The record is from RefSeq and is a predicted model, not a curated record. The coding region runs from base 224 to 1687 and encodes 487 amino acids.